Messenger RNA from Heteronotia binoei (common prickly gecko), 699 nucleotides. RefSeq names its product myosin light chain kinase 2, skeletal/cardiac muscle-like. Gene Ontology annotation, molecular function: protein serine/threonine kinase activity; ATP binding. Gene Ontology annotation, biological process: intracellular signal transduction; positive regulation of apoptotic process; protein phosphorylation. NCBI's taxonomy places the organism in Eukaryota, Metazoa, Chordata, Lepidosauria, Squamata, Gekkonidae. The annotation marks the transcript as partial. Gene Ontology annotation, cellular component: nucleus; cytoplasm. The record is from RefSeq and is a predicted model, not a curated record. The transcript is spliced from 6 exons.
GGGGAAGUUUGGGGAAGUCCGCAUCUGUACAGUGAAGGAGACGGGGCUCAAGCUUGCUGUGAAAAGCAUUAAGAAGCAGGGGCCGAAGGACAAGGAGAUGGCCGAGGUGGAAAUCGACGUGAUGAACCAGUUGAAUCACAGGAACCUCAUCCAGCUGUACGACGCCAUCGAGACGCCCAGAGACAUCAUGCUCUUCAUGGAGUUCGUGGAAGGCGGGGAGCUCUUUGAGCGGAUCAUAGACGAGGAUUACCAGCUAACCGAGGUGGACUGCAUGGUCUUCGUGAGGCAGAUCUGUGACGGGAUCCUCUUCAUGCACCAGAUGGGCGUCCUGCACCUGGACCUCAAGCCGGAAAACAUCCUCUGCGUGACGGCCACUGGCCACAUGGUGAAGAUCAUUGACUUUGGACUUGCCCGAAGGUUCAAUCCCAGUGAGAAGCUCAAGGUGAACUUUGGCACCCCCGAGUUCCUGUCGCCCGAAGUGGUCACCUACGAGCAAGUCUCCUACACGACCGACAUGUGGAGCAUGGGAGUGAUCGCGUACAUGCUGCUGAGUGGACUCUCCCCUUUCUUGGGAGACAACGACACGGAAACCCUGAACAACGUCCUUGCGUCCAACUGGUAUUUCGACGAGGAAGCCUUUGAGGGCAUCUCCGAUGAAGCCAAGGACUUUGUCUCCCAUUUACUCAUCAAGGAGAAAAG